UGUGCCGUCUGCUUGAAUCUGUUGGAAAACACCAUGACGAUGAAGGAGUGUCUGCACCGGUUUUGCAAUGACUGCAUCGAGAAAAGCCUUCGCCUGGGUCGCAAGGAGUGUCCCACCUGUCGCACCAGCUGUCCAUCCCGACGAUCUUUGCGCCACGACGCUCGUAUUGACGGCAUCAUCCAUGCACUCUACCCUGAUCGCCAAGAGUACGAGCGCAUGCAAGAUCAGGUUUGUUCCUCGUUGCGUUAUUCGCGUACCUCUUCGACUUUGUCC
Monosiga brevicollis MX1 is the source of this 273-nucleotide messenger RNA. RefSeq lists its product as uncharacterized. The record is from RefSeq and is a predicted model, not a curated record. Gene Ontology annotation, cellular component: PcG protein complex; ubiquitin ligase complex. The transcript is spliced from 2 exons. NCBI's taxonomy places the organism in Eukaryota, Choanoflagellata, Craspedida, Salpingoecidae. The annotation marks the transcript as partial. Gene Ontology annotation, molecular function: chromatin binding; ubiquitin protein ligase activity.